AUUUCCUAGUUGCUCCCUUGAUGGCCCGCUUGCAACAUCGCGUCGUUGUGAGCGGGGCCUUAUGAAUUCCGUGCACUUAUUCGAAUUCGAAUUUUUUUUUUCAGUGUUGUGACGUCAGUGAGUUGGUGAACAAAUCUUUUGUUUUUGUGACAGUGCCUUAAGUGCAGUGAAAUGGAUUUUAAUGGAACGGUCUUUUAAAUUUACUUAUACGGGAACAAGUGUGAAAAUACAAUAAAAUAAACAGUGCCUUAUUAGAAUGUUUAUUUAAUAAGAAACGAAGGGAAAUAUAAACAGAGACGACGGCGACAAAAUGCCAAAAAACUUGUUGCUUUUCAAAAAGUUAAUACCUGAAAUAAACUUCGCGAAAAGAAAUCUUACAUCGCCGCUCGGCCGGAACAUAUAUAUCAGCUAAAACAGUGCAACAUAGUUGACACUCGUGCCAUAGUUUUUUUCGAAGAAAGAAAUUUAUGGUCUCACGUUGCCUUACGACAUAGUCGGCUUGAACACCUUUGGAGAGUGACAUUGAGCCAUGAGAAUACGAUUCGCCUGGCCAAAAAUCACUUAAUUUGAAAAUUUGAAAAACGAACAUGAACAAUAAUCAGUUCCACGAGCUGUUCGGGUCUCAGUGGCCCCCGGACCAGCACGGAGGACACUCGUCGGCCUCGACGAUGCUGCAUCAGCAGGGGUUGCCCCAAGGGAUGCAGCUGAAGCGGGAGCCGCAUGAGGUCCAAGGAAUGCACAUGGGCAUGGAUAUAACAUCAGGGUCCGUAGCUGACAGCACCUCCCCUCCCCCCAACAGCGAGGGGAUGUUUGGGUCAUCGAUCUCCGGAAUGUUCAUGGACAAGAAAUCUGCCAACUCUAUAAGAGCCCAAAUUGAGAUAAUACCAUGCAAGGUAUGCGGAGACAAGUCGUCAGGGGUCCACUACGGUGUCAUCACCUGCGAGGGUUGCAAAGGAUUCUUCAGGCGCUCACAAAGUACAGUGGUGAACUACCAGUGCCCACGUAACAAGGCGUGUGUGGUAGACCGCGUCAAUCGCAACAGAUGUCAAUACUGUCGCCUUCAGAAAUGCCUGAAGCUCGGCAUGAGUCGUGAUGCUGUCAAAUUUGGUCGUAUGUCAAAAAAGCAGCGGGAAAAAGUACAAGAGGAGGUGAAAGCGGUGCAACUUCGCACUCAAAUUGAAGCAGCUCCAGACUCAGUCUAUGACUCACAAAGACAAACGCCCAGCUCCAGCGAUCAAUUCCAUGGACAUUAUAAUGGCUAUCCGGGCUACGGAUCGCCUCUUUCAUCAUAUGGUUACAACAACACAGCGCCAACGCUCACGUCAAAUAUGAGCGGUUUGCACCAACAACCACAGCAACAGUACGACGUGUCAGCGGACUACGUUGACUCAACGACGUAUGAACCGAAACAGACGGCAAACUUUCUUGAAACAGACUUUAUUGGGAACGACGAACAACAAAAGUCAACGAUUCGUCCAACACCAACAACAACAUCAACAUCAACGUCCACAUCAACAAUCCGGCCUGUCAACGUUGACAGCCGGCGAAUACAGGAGUUCGAUCGAUACGAGGAGCGAAUACAAUCACCCGUGUCCAUAUCCAGCGGAGUUAUUAAUAUAAAACAAGAAAUUAAACCAGAAACAUCAAUCGGCGUUGACAAUCUUGUUGCAAGUUAUGUUGACUCAACGACAUAUCUACACAGUCCGUCAAACAUACAGCAUAGCCCCAUGGAGAUACAGAAUUCCGUGUUGGUCAGUCAGAAUUCCUUGAACGAGGAGCUGAGCCCGGACGAUAUGACGUCCAGUAGUGGUCAUAGAAUGAUGGAUCCGUUGAAUAUGAAUAUGUCAGGGAUGGGAAUGGUGAACCCGAACGCCGUGACGAGACGUCAUCAGGGUUCAAGUAGCUCGAGCGAAGAUUUGCCGUCGGAAGGCGAUCUAAGCAAGAUGUUGGUGAAGAGCUUAGCCGAAGCUCACGCAAACACAAAUCCAAAACUUGAAUACAUCCAUGAGAUGUUCAGAAAGCCACCAGACGUGCCUAAACUAUUAUUCUACAAUUCAAUGACAUACGAGGAGAUGUGGCUGGACUGCGCGGACAAACUGACAGCCAUGAUACAAAAUAUCAUUGAAUUUGCAAAACUCAUUCCUGGUUUCAUGAAACUCAGCCAAGAUGAUCAGAUCCUACUUCUUAAGUCAGGAUCAUUUGAGCUGGCGAUUGUCCGCCUCUCGCGAUUGAUUGAUAUCAACAGGGAGCAAGUUUUGUAUGGAGACGUCGUUCUGCCAAUAAGGGAAUGCGUACACGCACGUGAUCCUCGAGACAUGGCGCUAGUGUCGGGUAUAUUUGACGUGGCGAAGUCGAUCGCAAGACUGAAGCUCACCGAAACUGAGUUAGCUCUAUACCAGAGUCUAGUACUGCUGUGGCCAGAAAGACACAACGUUCGCGGCAACUCAGAGAUCCAAUGUCUAUUCAACAUGUCAAUGACGGCCAUGCGCCAUGAGAUCGAGACAAAUCAUGCGCCGAUCAAGGGUGACGUCACAGUUCUAGACACAUUGCUGGCUAAGAUACCCACCUUCAGAGAACUAUCGCUGAUGCACUUGGAGGCUCUAUGCCGCUUCAAGGCCGCGCACCCACAUCAUUCGUUCCCAGCGCUUUACAAGGAACUGUUCUCACUAGACAAUGUGCUCGACUACACGCACCAAUAAUAAAGAUCUCAAAUAAUGAGACUCAAAGACUUGGUUCAUUCAUUUUUCACUUUCAUUUCGCCCAAACUGAUGGCCCCGCACACAAUUGUUAACCUAUUUAUACAUUGUAUGUAUGUACAUUGAGACUGUUACAAUGCUAUUUACGUACGUACGUAUAUAUAUAAAUGUUUAUUUAAUUUGUAUCUAAGCGUGCGCGGGCGCCGUCAGUUUUACAUUUAUUAUUAAGAUUCGUAAUAAAUGUACGGCUUUACGGACUCGUCUACAAGUGCGCGAUUUUUUUUCGCGUAUCAUGGAGAUAUCAUGAUGUAUCUAACAUGAUAAAAUAAUUAUAUAAAGAUAUAAUAAUAGAAAUAGAGUUUUUAUUAAGAAAUAAAUACAGAAGUUAUGUAGCGGAAUAAUGAUCACACAACGGUUUUCUUUAGCGAAACGUUUUCAUAGGUUUUAUAAUUAUUUCAACAUUUAUGCUAACUUGUUAUUUAUUUCAAAUGAUUAUUAAUAUUGACGUUUUUUAUUUCGAUUUAAGAUCGGUUAUGUAAUAUAAGAGUACAGAUACUGCCCGAUUUUUUGUAGUCUUUUUCUUUGGCUUUUAAAUGAAGGUGUCGAACACAAAAGCGAAGAAAAAUUAAUGAAUAUUAUAAAAGUAUAAUUAAUAAGUUGCGUAUUGAACAAAAUCAGGCGAGCAAUUGUAUUAUAUUAUUAUUAGAAUACUCAAAUCUUAUUAUGGCGGGACGUUAAAGCGUUUUAUUUAUACUUUAAUAAAUU
This is a messenger RNA of Pieris napi, 3461 nucleotides long. RefSeq names its product probable nuclear hormone receptor HR3 (gene Hr3). Gene Ontology annotation, biological process: regulation of transcription by RNA polymerase II. Gene Ontology annotation, cellular component: nucleus. NCBI's taxonomy places the organism in Eukaryota, Metazoa, Arthropoda, Insecta, Lepidoptera, Pieridae. The transcript has 14 exons. Gene Ontology annotation, molecular function: zinc ion binding; nuclear receptor activity; RNA polymerase II cis-regulatory region sequence-specific DNA binding. The record is from RefSeq and is a predicted model, not a curated record. The coding region runs from base 588 to 2699 and encodes 703 amino acids.